AAAUCUGGGUCACUCUCUCUUCCAUAAUAUCAUCUUCUCCACUUAUUUUUCCUCUGAUUUAGAUUCGUUGACGAGGUAAAAAAGAGAGAGGGCUGGAUUUGGGAGAUCCGAUCGUAAAAAUUUGGCGUUAUUUGAAAGAAUUGUUUUGAUGAUAGUUUAUUUGGUAAAUUAAUUAGCAAAUGGAGUCUUCGUCGAGUCAACCGGAAUUCGAUUACUUGUUCAAGUUGCUGAUGAUAGGAGAUUCAGGAGUUGGAAAGAGUAGUCUUCUUUUAAGUUUCGCUUCCGAUUUCUUUGAGGAUCUCUCUCCCACUAUUGGUGUUGAUUUUAAAGUGAAAUAUGUAAAUGCUGGCGAUAAAAAGCUGAAGCUUGCAAUUUGGGAUACAGCUGGGCAGGAAAGAUUCAGAACAUUGACAAGCUCUUACUACAGAGGCGCACAAGGGGUCAUUAUGGUUUGUGAUGUAACACGGAGGGAGACAUUUACUAAUCUUUCUGAAAUCUGGGCCAAGGAAGUUGAACUCUACUCGACAAAUCAAGACUGCAUCAAGAUGCUUGUUGGAAACAAAGUUGAUAAGGAAAGUGAGAGGGUUGUAACAAAGAAAGAGGGAAUAAACUUUGCUAGAGAAUGCGGUUGUCUUUUCAUUGAAUGUAGUGCUAAAACACGCGUUAACGUACAGCAGUGCUUCGACGAACUUGUUAUGAAGAUUCUAGAAACUCCGAGCCUUUUGGCGGAGGGCUCCAAAGGUGUGAAAAAGAACAUCUUCAAACAGAAGCUGCCACAAUCUGAUGAAGCUGCGAGCGGUUGUUGCUGAUAGUGAAAUCUCUAACCCGAGCACGGUGGUUCUCUCCCAAUUCUGACAAUUAUUUACUGUUUGAUUAUGCAUUUACAUAUGAAACUCAAUCUCCAUGUAGUGGGCGUAUAGCAUUGUUUCUCAAAGUCGUAUCGUGUAGGAUUCCAUAUUGUAUGACCAUUUUGGAUUGAAACAAUCAAGGAUUACAUGGUUACUCGAUUAUUGGUGA
This is a messenger RNA of Hibiscus syriacus, 1017 nucleotides long. Its product is annotated as ras-related protein RABC1-like. NCBI's taxonomy places the organism in Eukaryota, Viridiplantae, Streptophyta, Magnoliopsida, Malvales, Malvaceae. The record is from RefSeq and is a predicted model, not a curated record. The transcript is spliced from 7 exons. The coding region runs from base 180 to 809 and encodes 209 amino acids. Gene Ontology annotation, molecular function: GTPase activity; GTP binding.